AGUGGUUGUUUACGUUUUUGUUACACGUGCUUUAAAUUUAAUUUUUUAAUAAACUGUGCGCUUAUUAAGGCUGUAUUCGUAAACAAAAUGAGUAGCAGUAAAAUUCCGCCGUUGACCUAUAAGGUUGUGGCCGAAUGCUCCGUCUCCAAGGCGCGAGCGGGCCUAAUGACGCUGAGGCACAGUGAGGUGCGGACACCAGUAUUUAUGCCCGUGGGCACGCAGGGCACGCUGAAGGGCGUGCUGCCGGAUCAGCUAAUUGAGAUGGACUGCCAAAUUCUGCUGGGCAACACUUAUCAUCUGGGAUUACGGCCCGGCAUUGAAACAUUACGUCGCGCCGGAGGAUUACACAAUUUCAUGGGUUGGCCCCGGGCGAUACUGACGGACUCGGGUGGCUUCCAGAUGGUGUCGCUGCUCCAACUGGCCGAGAUCGAUGAGCAGGGCGUGAAUUUCCGAUCGCCGUUUGAUAACAGCGAAUGCAUGUUGACGCCGGAGCACUCGAUGCAAAUCCAGAAUGCCAUUGGAGCGGACAUAAUGAUGCAGCUGGACGAUGUGGUCAAGACCACGACGACCGGUCCACGCGUCGAGGAGGCCAUGGAGCGCACCAUACGCUGGGUGGAUCGCUGUGUGGCGGCACAUGCCCGUGACGAGGAUCAGUCGCUGUUUCCCAUUGUCCAAGGCGGACUAGAGAUUCCACUGCGUGAGCGUUGUGUCGCCGCACUGAUGGAGAGACAGGUGCGAGGAUUUGCCGUGGGAGGCUUGAGCGGCGGCGAGAGUAAACAUGACUUUUGGCGCAUGGUUCACGUGUGCACGGAUCGCUUGCCGCGUGAUAAGCCGCGUUAUCUGAUGGGCGUGGGAUUUGCCGCCGAUCUGGUAGUCUGUGUGGCCCUGGGCAUUGAUAUGUUUGACUGUGUCUUCCCCACACGCACCGCCCGGUUUGGCUGCGCCCUCGUCGACAGCGGACAGAUGAACCUGAAGCAGCAGAAAUACAAGCACGACAUGCAACCCAUUGACAAGGAGUGUGAGUGCAACACGUGCAAACGCUACACUCGCUCCUACUUGCAUCACAUUGCCACCAACGAGAGCGUCUCCUGCUCCCUACUCAGCGUCCACAAUGUCGCCUAUCAGCUGCGCCUCAUGCGCUCCAUGCGAGAGGCGAUACAACGGGAUGAGUUCCCUCAAUUUGUGCUCGACUUCAUGGCUCGACACUUUGGAGAGCAGCCCAUACCUAGUUGGAUACGGGAAGCUCUGAGCGCCGUGCAUAUUGAAUUGCCGCCUGACUCGGUGCAGAAUGUGCAGGAGGUGCAGGUCAACCGCAAGGAAAAGAGCAGAUAGAUAUAUUUGGACAGAAAAUAUAUUUAAAGUAUAUUUUUAAUAAACAAGAUAGAUACAAAACUUAAA
This is a messenger RNA of Drosophila innubila, 1398 nucleotides long. It is a transcript of the gene Tgt, whose product is annotated as queuine tRNA-ribosyltransferase catalytic subunit. Gene Ontology annotation, cellular component: cytosol. Lineage: Eukaryota; Metazoa; Arthropoda; Insecta; Diptera; Drosophilidae. Gene Ontology annotation, molecular function: tRNA-guanosine(34) queuine transglycosylase activity. The transcript has 2 exons. The record is from RefSeq and is a predicted model, not a curated record. Bases 88 to 1332 code for a protein of 414 amino acids.